ACUAUGACAAGUCCAAAUGUCUGCUGUGAAACAGGUCUAUUUCUUCUAGAAUUAGCCUAUAGACUAUAACCCUUUUAAUAACUGUAUUCUUUUUAUCUUUCUUUCUAUUUUUUUGCAAAAUAAAAAAGAACAAAACUGUACUUACCGUCUGAAUGACAGCAAGCCAUGGUUCCAUCAGUUAUUUUUUUCUCAGCAAAAUACGCAUUCCCUUUAACGUGACGGAAGCGCCAGCAAAUCAACUGCGAGGACGUUUGUCCCGUAGACCUAUCAGAAUCCGUAGUCAUACACUGAAACGCCCCUCGUUAAGUUAGAUUGAACUCCGGUUUCUAUGUCUGUCAAAUUAUUUAACGUUAGCCAAUGUUAGCCGGGAUGGCACCCAAAGGAAUGGCGAGCAGUUGAGCAGUUUCUGUGAAAAGUAUACAGGGACACGCGUUAACAUCGCUGUUAAAGGGACUGUUACAGCUCUCUAACAAAUACGCGGAUGGCCCGGACUGCACUUGUGGGACCUACAUAAAGAGGGACACCAAUCUGAACCUCUGAAUGAGUAAUGAACCUAAACCCCUUCUGGAGCAUGUCUGCCAAUACAAGUCGUAAGAGAUCUGACAACGAGGACCAGAGUGGGCACGGGGAGCAGAGAGCCAGCCCAGCCCGGCUGCCCUUUGGCAAAAAGCAGCUUCCACCCAUUCCUAAGAAUGCAGCUCCCAUUACCAAGCCUGCAUCAACGGGCACCCCAGUCCAGUCGGCCAAUGGCACACACGCCUCCUACGGCCCCUUUUACUUGGAGUAUUCUCUGCUGGCUGAGUUCACACUAGUGAUUAAGCAGAAGCUCCCUGGAAUUUAUGUCCAGCCAUCCUACAAAUCGGCACUAAUGUGGUUUGGGGUCAUAUUCAUCAGACAUGGCUUGUACCAGGAUGGAGUCUUCAAAUUCACCGUGUAUAUUCCAGAUAACUAUCCAGAUGGAGAGUGUCCUAAAUUAGUAUUUGACAUCCCAGUCUUCCAUCCUCUUGUUGACCCUGUGUCAGGAGAGCUUGAUGUCAGAAGAGCUUUCACCAAAUGGAGACGGAAUCACAACCACAUCUGGCAAGUUCUGAUGUACGCACGUACAAUUUUCUACAAGAUCAAUACCACGGAACCACUCAACCCUGAGGCUGCUGUGCUAUAUGAAAAGGAUGUACAGUUAUUCAAAAGCAAAGUGGUGGAUAGUGUAAAACUAUGCAACAGUCAUCUUUUUGACCAACCCAAGAUAGACGAUCCCUACGCAAUAAGUUUUUCCCCAUGGAACCCAGCUGUUCAUGAGGAAGCAAAAGAGCGGAUGUUCACAUACAAAAGACGACCUGAGGAUCACCACAAGGGAACGCAGGUGUCAGGGCUGUCUUGGGUGAAGCCUGGUUCGACGCAGCCCUUCAGCAAAGAUGACAGUCUUCCCCAGAGCUGAACCUGCACUGUCGCUGCAGCAGCCACUAGAGGGAGGCAAACACAUCGGAUGCCACGCCACUAGCUUGCCUCAGCUGUUUAUGUGAACUGGAUCCUUGAAACAGUUGGGAGAACUUUAUAUUAAAUCUCCAUGUUAUUGCUCAGCUUUAAAAGCUUUGUAGGCAUCUCCUCAAACAGCUUUAGAAUAAGGAAACAAAGUUUGUAUCAUAUGUAAAUCGACAAUGACAAAUGGAUGUCUCAGCAACAUCAUUUAGGCUGUGAUGCAAUCAAAGCGCUGUCUCAUUUAGGUUUUCGGAUCCAUGCACAUGUUGGGCUAGGUGAUAUAACAUACUGUCCCAAAAGGAGCUGAAAAGUAUGAGCAAAGCAAUUUGCAUUCAUACAGUAAAUAUAGUGGACUACAUGAUCUAUACCACUUGUUGAAAUUGGCUCAGGACUGUUUUAUUUGUCAGACUUUGUGAAUGAAACAUAUUGCUAAUCGCCACUCGUCCCAUUAUACAAUUCAUUAUACAAUUUUAUUUGUUUAUUGGACAAUGAUUUUUUUAAUUCCGUGGUGUAAACUACAAUUGUUUUACAUAGUUCCUAAUAUAUAGAUAUAAAGCAGAGCAGGCAAGAAUGGUUUUAAAUGAGAUGCUAAAUACGUAAGCUCCCGUAUUUUAUUUUGUCUGAUUUUUAAAUAAUUUUGAACGUUUUAUGUACCUUUUGGUUAUUAAAGGUUUGUGUAAAUAAUGGAUGCUGUGCUAAGCUUUGACUUUAAGAGAUGUUUUUCUAAGUGAAUGUUUUGGUUUUGUUAGCUUUCUUUGCAAAUGUCACUUAAACCCCAUUACAGAUCUUUUCUUCACAAGUCAAAGAAGUUACUGCAGGAUUCCUUCAUAGGUCUGAAGGAAAAUCAGAAAUGUAUAUUGAUAAGGUUUAGUUGUUAAUUAGUUUGAGCAGCACAAAAUUGAGUUUUAUCCAGCUACAAUAAUACACCUUUUCUAUUGUGCCAGACAAAUGUCACUUUAAAUGUGAUGUCUUCAUCUGUAGAGGUCUCUGGAUUAAGUGAUAGUAAUAUUGCCCAGCCACUUUAAAUAUGCAAAUAUUGUUAAACUAAGGAUGUGGCAAAAGGAUGGAAUUUUUAAAAUCUGUGGGAACUCCACAAGGAAAUGACUAUAUCAGAAUAGCAGAUAUGGUGCUGAAACCUGUUUUUAUAGCUGCGAAAGGGCGUAACAAAAUCUUAGUGUACUUCACACACUGCCAUUUGCGCUGUCGGCAUCUACAAACACUGGAGUUGUAAUGUGUUCUGUGUGGACCCAUUCCUGCUCCAGUUUGUUAAAGACAUGACUGCAUAAUGACACGAAAUUUAAAUGCUUCUGAAAUCAAUAAAAUCAUCAAAAACA
Messenger RNA from Siniperca chuatsi (mandarin fish), 2810 nucleotides. RefSeq names its product akt interacting protein (gene aktip). The record is from RefSeq and is a predicted model, not a curated record. NCBI's taxonomy places the organism in Eukaryota, Metazoa, Chordata, Actinopteri, Centrarchiformes, Sinipercidae. Bases 548 to 1435 code for a protein of 295 amino acids. The transcript is spliced from 10 exons.